Messenger RNA from Rodentolepis nana, 819 nucleotides. The record is from the annotation of a GenBank genome assembly. NCBI's taxonomy places the organism in Eukaryota, Metazoa, Platyhelminthes, Cestoda, Cyclophyllidea, Hymenolepididae.
AUGCAAACGACCACAGGUUUUGGAGAAAUGGUAAUGAAGAAAGCCCAGUUGAAUAGGCUUCGGAUUAAGAAGCUCUCAGAUCUCACAGCAGAUCAACGAUACUAUCUACGUUCAUUUCUACCACCGAUGCUGGAGAUUGCUGCUCCCUACGUUAUUGACAACUGGACUGAAACAUUUGACGUGUCCUCCUAUGCAGCAUCUGUCUGCCGUAAUUGGAAGUGGCUAGAUGCCAAACUUGUGAGCCUCCUCCUUCCCUAUCCACAGGAUAGGUGCAUUAAUGCUUGCUACUACAUGUAUGACACUAGUUUACGCGUGACUACAUUCAGAAAUAUCAAAAUGGAGGGGCUUGAAAAUGCGGCGGUAGUAUUUGAUGUAUUGGCCAUUUGCAACCGAUCCACCUCGAAUAAAACUGAAGUAGUACGCCUAAAAGAACCUCCCAUCAGCUCAGCUAACUCGGAAGUCGAGAAUAAACUUUUUGUUCUAAUUUUGUUCGCAAACUAUCCCAAGGAGUUGAGUGGUUAUUUGAACGAACACGGCGACGAACUUGGCACUAAAUAUAAAGUUGUUGUAUUUCUGGUCCCCUGUAAUUGUGAAGGACCUACAAUCUAUAAUAUGGAUUGUCUGAUGCUGAUGUACAGUAGACUAUCGAGCAAGACGAGGAAAGACCUCAUGGAAAAGAAGUUCAAAUGGCGAUUCUGGCUAGUGCAUAAUCAUGAAGGUUCUCUAUUGAACGUUAAUGAUCCAAUUAAUUGGGCUUUUGGUGAAUGUGUCGCCACUUUAAAGGAAAAUGAUGCAUCUAGUGAGGAAUCGCUCAGUUGA